Messenger RNA from Saccostrea cuccullata (small rock oyster), 1561 nucleotides. RefSeq names its product potassium voltage-gated channel protein Shaw-like. Bases 71 to 1561 code for a protein of 496 amino acids. Gene Ontology annotation, biological process: potassium ion transmembrane transport; protein homooligomerization. The record is from RefSeq and is a predicted model, not a curated record. Gene Ontology annotation, molecular function: voltage-gated potassium channel activity. The transcript is spliced from 3 exons. Gene Ontology annotation, cellular component: membrane; voltage-gated potassium channel complex. Lineage: Eukaryota; Metazoa; Mollusca; Bivalvia; Ostreida; Ostreidae.
UAACAAUAUUUUCCAAAGAGAAAAAUUUUAUGGAACAUCUUUUUAAACAGGUUUCGUUUAGCUUAUAAAGAUGGAAGACAAAUCAGAGAGUCUUACGAAAUCUUCCACAGAUUACUCGAAACCUUCAUUUGUUGAGAUUUCCGUGUCAGGAACAAAAUUUGAAAUUCCUGUAAAAAGCAUCCUGAAAUAUCCAGGGACUUUAUUGGAAAAGAUGUUACCCGAAUUAACAGAGAAAACAGAUGAGAUUUCUUUCAACCGACCAGAUGACGCAUUCAAAGCCAUUCGGAACUUCUAUCUUACCGGCAAGCUACAUAUGGUCCGUAAUAUGUGUCCCGAGGAAUUCGCCGAAGAAAUGGAAUAUUGGGGAAUAAAAACAGAAAUGCUGGAACCAUGCUGUCUUUACAGAUAUUUGGCGUUCAAACAACAGGCAGAAAUGUCAAGGCAAUUCCGUAAAACGAUACACCCAACGUCAGACCCUGAAUCAACCAAGUGUUCCUCGUGGAGACAGAGGCUCUGGUUAAUCGUAGACAAUAGAGACUCAUCACCACUGGCCAAGGUCUAUCUUGGAUUCAUCAUUCUUUUUGUUCUUCUGUCUUUGGCCUCGCUAUCUCUAGGCACCUUACCGAUGUUCCAGAGAAAACUGACGAUUUGCGAAGCACGCGAUUUAUUAUUUUACUACCAUGACUAUGAAGACGAUGUUGAGAAUUUCUUCAUUCACGUGGAGUGCGACAGCAGUGCAGAAGACGUUUUCAGAUCUAUUUAUUUGAAGUACGAAAACUACACGGAUGAAACGUUUCAAGAAGAGAUAAAAGAAAUGGAAGCCAAUGGAACGGACGAGGGGGAUAUAAAUGAUAUGAAAUUAAAAUGGAAACUUCUGAAAAUAAGCCCACCAAACAAAAGCGCUCGCCUGAGAGUGUUCGACUUGAUUGACCUUGUUGUAUUGGUUGUGUUCGCUGUAGAUCUGAUCCUAAGACUGGUAACUUGUCCAAGCAUUGGUUCGUAUUAUAAGUCAGUGUUGAACGUAAUUGAUACUGUUGUCUUAAUUUGUGGAAUUCUUGGAUAUGUUCUGGAAAAAGUUUUAAUCAACUUUACCUAUGACAGAGGAGAUCUUGAUAUAUUGGUUUAUCUCCAGCAACUUCGCGUGUUCCGUUUGAUUCGAGUUGUACAGAAUGUUGCCGCCAUCAAAGUACUCGCUUUCUGUUUCAAAACCAAUAUUAAGGAAAUACUGAUUCUCAUGUUAUUUUUGUUUGUCGGUGUAAACAUUUUUGCCAAUAUGCUUUUCUUUGUCGAACCAAAAAACAUAUCCAGCAUUCCACAGGCAUGGUGGUGGGGAAUAAUCACCAUGACAACUGUUGGUUAUGGUGAUUUGUAUCCGGUCACAGUUUCCGGGCGCAUUAUUGGGACUUUGUGCGCAGUCAGUGGAGUUAUUGUUCUUGCUUUAAUUAUUCCCAUUUUUGUGAACAAUUUUCUGGCUUUGUAUGAAUUUGCGUGCUUGUUGCAGAAAGAAAAGGACAGAAAAACAAAAACUUUGAAAAUUGAAGUGGGACCUUCCAAAUUUUAG